Molecule: messenger RNA, 2511 nt
Organism: Symbiodinium pilosum
Lineage: Eukaryota; Dinophyceae; Suessiales; Symbiodiniaceae
Source: the annotation of a GenBank genome assembly
AUGAGCGCUGACUCCAGUGAGUUCAGCUUUUCAACGGACUCAUCAGAAGACUCCCUGGAUGAUGAGGAUGAAGCAACUCCUGCGCAACGCUUUGCUGUGGAUAUUGUUGCGCUAACCCGUGAAUGGGGUCAUGCUGACUCAGACAUCUCAGAAGACUCGUCUCCAGAAUGCCAGGGCAGACACACGCGAUACAGGAACAUGGCCUUGGCUUUGGAGGCUGCUGAGAGGCGGUUGUCCACCAGAAGCCAACUUAUUCUGACACCUGUGUGCUUUGAAAACCCCAGGGUACAGGCCUUUGCCAGCGUCAUCAUCUUCUUGACAACAAAUGCACGGACCAUGGUGAAUGCAGCCGUUGUGGACCACUACAUCAACAAAUCAGGUGUGGAAGCAUUUGACAAGACCGCAUGGAAGCUAGAUACGCUUACAAAGGAUUCCUGGUAUUUUCUGUUCCUUGCCAUGGAUAUGAGCUUCAUGCUUUUUCAGAUUGCUUGUGUGCGGCGCGACCGUCGCAUGGCCCAGCUCUGCCAGCAGUUGUGGCAGGAUGGGGCCUACAUCAGAUUGGUGGCUUUUCACAUAUACUCUAUUGUUUUUCUUGGGGUCCUAUCGGGUUGGCAGCUCGUGCGUGGAUAUCGGCAGCUAAGCAGCGAAGGGUAUCGGGACAGCUUCUUGCUAGAGCUUGGUGAUCCUUCGAUGGCCGACAGUGGUGCAUUCCGAAUGCCGUUCUACAGCAGUCACCUUACAUUUUUCUACGAGAUGCCAUUCAUGCUGCGCAUUUGUCACUUUAUUUCUCGCGACGUUCUGUCAGCUUUCAACCUGAUUGUUUGCGUGGCUGCUGGAGGCUCCUUUGCCUUGGUGCUCUUUGCGCUGCUGACUCUAGAUUAUGGUGUCUCCAGCAAUCUGGUGAGCCAGUACCGUGGCUCGCGGCGGUUUUAUACCAGCCUGGCACAUGGAUUCCUUCGUGCAACGGAGCUCCUCAGCCGAACCAUGGUUGUGGCAUCCACUAUGUUAGCUACUCCCAUCGGCAUGUUUGGACGCUGGCUUUUCGCAGCGGCUCUGGCGGAUUGGAUGGCAGGUUUGCUCUUGCUGUCCUGGGCAUCACGAGGUUGUUCCAAGAGGGCUUUGUUUCUGUCCAUCCCGCUCUUUGGUGCCAACAUUGCGCUGUUCACAGAUUUGCCCAGCUUGGCCAGCCGAGCGCGGGUGCUCACGGUGUGUUUGGAUAUCCUGCGAUCAUUGGAACUGGGCCUGCAAGAAGUGCCCAAGGAUGCAACUGAGACUGGAAAGCUGGAACAUGCUGGAUCCUUUGAUGACACAGUAUUUGGAUCGUCAUUAGAUGAAGCAUACUUUUACCAAUCGGAAGGCAUUUCAAGCCUUGCCGGCUGGCUCUUCUCGAAAGGGAUUGGCGAUCAGUUUGCGUCUCUGCUGGAAAUCUGUUGGGAGCGUCAGCCUUUGAGGCUUUCUCGUCUGGAAGCAGUUGCGAAGCUUGGCGAGGGUGGCUUCGGCCGAGUCUACAAGGUAAGAGAUACAAGGAGAGGGCAGCAUUAUGCAUUGAAGCUCCAAGGUAGGAGUCGAGUUGCGAGGGCAGCUGUCCAGGAAGCAAAUGCACUCCACGAGGUCAAGCACCUUUGUGUUGUGGAGUUAGUGCAAGUCUUUUGCACGUCGUCCUUCUACUGUAUCCUUCUGGAGCUUUGCGACGUCGAUCUCAACAGGUACAUGAUAGACUGCCAGAACCCCUUCGGAGUUGCUGAGGGACUGCCAGCGGAAGAUUCAAAAAUGUUCUUGGGCUGCAUAUUUCUGGCUUUAGAACAUUUACAUGACAGAGACAUCGUGUUCUGCGACCUCAAGCCUGAGAACAUAUUGAUUCAAGCCGCGGGCUACAAGGGGGCACAGCUGAGGUUGGCAAAGCUGGCUGAUUUCGGAUUGGCAAAGUCCGUUGAAAAGUUGUCGCGUUCAUCCAUGUCGUUGUGCGGCCGUGUGUCUGGAACUCCGGCUUUCUUGCCCCCAGAGACGCCAUACAACGCGGACCCGACAUUUGACGUGCCUGACUCCGCUAGCCUAUUGCCGCAGUUUGUUGGCCGGGACUGGUAUGCCCUGGGCUGUGUCUUGUUCCUGAUGCUUUUUGGGGAGGUUGGCGGCAAAAAAGUUCGGCAUGCAGCACGAGCCAUCCUGCUGCCACCGUCUGCUGAAGCCAUUGCAGCCGCCAUUUCGGAUGCUACCACCUCUGGCACUCGCAACCGGGCAGCUCUCGAGCUCACCACGAGUCUCUUGGCUUCGAAGGCUCGGCGACUGGACGAGGAGUCGAUCACGACCAAGCCCAAUGCCAAAGCAAAAGCUUUGAGCCCGUGUGCGGUGUCUUCGCUGCCAGGCAGGCUGCCGACCUCCAGUCAAGAUAUUGAAGAUGUCUUGAAACAGCUGACGCCGCGACUGCGCCAAAUCAGCGAGGCUCAAAACUUGGAGUACAGGUUGAGCAAAUCCAAGGAAGACAAGGAGGAGAAGUUUGAGACUGAAGCAUGA